CACCCCUAAUGUAUAUUGGGGUCAUGAGUUGAGCCACACGCCGGACGUGCAAGGCCAGACACAUUCAUAGACAGUAUCCACACAUUGUGGUGGCAACAAAAGCUGGACUUACUCAACAAAUGAUUAUCUAAAGUUUCUAACUGCCCUUUUAAGUUUACAAAUCACAUACAGGUAAUAGACACAUGUACCCCAGUGGAUGUAUGAUCGCGUGUGCAGAACAUGUUAAUGUGUAUACAAAGUCAACAAGCAUAGUGUGUAUCAACCAUCCAUUAGGAGUACCAGUGGAGCUCGAGUAAAUUAGCAUGAUUGUCACCUAGGAUAUGUGAUCGUUACAGACAAACAUUCGCAGUGGUGCUCGAGAUACUGAGACAUGACAAAUGACGCUUUCUUAGAUGAACUAAAUGUUCAUGCGAAGCGAGAAGCACCGCCUGUUAACAAUGCAUGUGUGCCGGACAUUUACAACAAACUUGACGCUGACGUAAUCGAAAGGACUCGUGUGGUCAACGCCAUGCUGGACAAACGUCUGCUGGUGCAGGAGAAAGUUCUAAGCAAAUACCAGCACCAGGCAGAAGUAUUUCACAAGAGACAAAAACAGAAAGUGAGUCAGGAGCUGAGGAGAGUUCAGCGGAGACUGCCAAGUAUGGCUGACUUCCACCCGAGUAUAGAAACACGUACCCAGAUAAAGAAACUACGGAUGGUUCAGUGUCACGUACAUACGCCUGUAGGAUUCACGACGACGCCCCGAGAAAUUAAGGGCAUACCGGCAGAAAAGGAUAACAAUCCAUUCUGUGGCCGAUUCUUCUCGCACCAUCUACCAACAAAAGCUAAAUGGUACAAGGACAUACCGAAACCCUCCCGAUCAAUGUACCGCAAUUUGGGGUUACCCCCACACGCCAUGAACAGACGGGUGGUGCUGCUCAUGUCCAGGGGACUUAGCGCUAGUGACAAUUUCUUAGCGGCAGGUAUUGUCCCUCCAAUCAUCGCAGAGGACAGAGAGGCAAUGCAAGACAAUGACGACGCCAUGACAAUAUAAGGACAAAGACAAUACACUAUACAAUUAACGCGUUGUGUUGGUAUUUGGUAAAAUUUACAUUACAAGACACUUACCCUAUAUUUGGUGAACAUACAUUAUAUAUAUAACACAGAAGUUUAAGAUGUAUUCUAUAGCUGCGGGUGAAUCAAUGACGAAAACAAUGGUUUUAAAUAUGUUUUAUCUUUUUUUAAUGUUGUUUAAACGGAUAUAAAGUGUUGUAGUUUCUGCAAACUUCACUUGUUGCCUUAGAUUCUCCAGUAUUUCUUAAGCAGCAAUUAAUUUUCUAUGUUACUAAAAAAUCCAUGUAGUUAUUGGCGAGUGAUUAAUAUAGUAAGUAACAAAUUAAAUCAAGGUCAGAUCGAACGUUUAAGACAAUGUUUAUUUUGUGCAAUCAGAAUCUACAAAAUAUUAAAAUUGAGAAACCCCAAGCCAUUUCCACAAAAAAAUCAUAUUCUAUUGAAAAUACACAUUGUUGAAUAAAACAAAAAUAUAAAAAUACAUACAACUCUUAUCAAACUUCCGUUUUCUUGAAAGCUUGCGAUGAAACUUUUUUAAUAGGUCGAAUAAAUGUUUAUUUAUAAUAGAAACCUUUGUAUUGCUUAUGUUUUUGAUAUUUGAUUCUCUAAAGGUUGAAGCCUCAUUUAAGACAUUAUGAUACCCAGAGAAAGUCUUUAGGCAACACUUCUUAUUCAAUUAGAAAAAGUAACCCUUGUGUAUGAUUGUAUUUUAUGUAAGAGAAGGGAGGGUCGAUUUUGAAAUUUUAAACUCUAAUUAAAUGCAAAACAGGGCGAGUUUUUGAGGGAAUGAGGAAUCAUGUAUUGGAAUCCGGUUGCUCAUUUGCUAUCCCUCACACAUAAACAAAGGAUGACACGAUUGUUUCGAUGAUGGAAAUAUGCUAUAAGAGACAUUUCCAUGUUUUAUAAGUAAUAAGGAAAAUAAUUUUGACAAUUUUCGUUUAUUUCUCAUGAAUAUAAGUUAUGAUAUGUGAUAAAUUUGAUCUUAUGUUUAAUUUUCUAACUUGAUAUAUAGCAUAUAAAAUAUGUGUAUUUUCAUUUAGUUUAAACAAUAUUUCAUUAAUAUUCAAAUACUUACACGCAACAUCACAAUACCAAUCAUAUAUACAUAUAGGAUUGGAAAACAAGCUAAAAGCUUAUACUGAUUCCUUCUCAUUUGCAAUUGGAAUUUGCCCAUUAUAUGUGUAUUUUCAAGAACAAUCUUUCUAGCUCAACUAAUGAAUUGAUAAUGUUCGUAAUUUUGUUUUAUUAAUUUAUUCAAAGAUAUCAAAACAUCCCAUGGUAAUAGAUUGAUCGUAACCACAAACCCGUCAAAUUCUAUUUUAAUGUAUAAAAUGUAAGGUGCCAUUUUACAAGUGGAAUGCAUGAGUAGGUGACUGUUGACUUGGCGAUAGUCACUGUUGACACAGGUUGGGAUCCUAAUGCCAUCCUGUGUGCACUGUCUGUUGGUUGUGAUUCAACAUAGCCGUACAUACUUUAGCCAUUAAACUGUACUUGUGAUAAGUACCGUACAAACAAUAUGUUCUUUUUAUAUUUUACGUCCCACAAGUAUUUGAUUAGAGAGCGAAUCAUACCAAAGUAUGCCAAUCUCUACAUGUUAGACACUCGGGUCAUAUCAUUUUAAUUAGUUCAUUUUCCAUGGAUCUUAUAACAUCAAAGCAGCUAAG
Molecule: messenger RNA, 2714 nt
Organism: Pecten maximus
Lineage: Eukaryota; Metazoa; Mollusca; Bivalvia; Pectinida; Pectinidae
Exons: 2
Coding region: 371-1033 (220 amino acids)
Source: RefSeq, a predicted model, not a curated record